CGGUCGGUGAAACAGAGCAGCAGUAUGGCCGACCAGAGCAGGCAAAUUAAACUCGCUGCAGCCAAGAAAAAGCUGAAAGAGUUUCAGCAGAAGACCUCCCCUGCUAGUGUGGGAGGAGAAAAGGGUGGAGGAGGAGGUGGUGGGGCAGGGGCCAAAAAGAAGAGGAAGGUGAAGGGACUGAACCAACACGAUGCUCCUUCAACAGACAGAAACUCUCCAGACAAUUUUGACAGUAUUCUGAAAGCACUUAGUCAAAGCAAUGGAGUAGUCCUACCUCCUUAUGGCAACAGUCAGACCUUUGCUGACAUGGAGGCCAUCGGGUCUUCAGUUCCCCAGCUGCUGGAGGACCCAAAGGGCGAGCCUGGUCGCGGCUCACCUGUGUCUAACCCUGCUAGCGCUAACACUGCUACUAACUCUGAGUCUGUCGGUCACAACACUGACCUGCAGCAGGACUAUCCCGAUACCAACGGCAAUGAGAGUUUAACAGAAGAAAAUAGACCACUGUCUUCCACAGAGAGCCUGCGACAGCUCUCACAGCAACUGAACGGCCUAGUCUCUGAGUCAUCUGCUGCGUAUGUGAAUGGGGACAGCGCACCUUCUGGUGGAGAGAGAGAGCUGGAGGGUCGGAACCAGGAGCUGGCAGCCGCCCUGGAGUCCAGCAACCUAACAAACUCUCAGCUAAAUACCAAGCUAGACCAGCUGGCACAGCAAUCUCAGGGGCUGUCAGAUCAGCUACAAAAGGAGCGUAAAGAAUUCGAACAGAGAUUUUCAAAAGAGCAGGGAGCCAUGCGGGAACAAUUACAGGUUCACAUCCAGACCAUUGGUAUACUUGUAUCAGAGAAAUCAGAGCUACAAACAGCACUACAAUACACACAACAGGCUGCACGGCAGAAAGCAGCUGAGGCAGAGGAGUUGAAUAACCGUCUGCAGGCAACAAAGCAGAGAGUGUCAGAGCUCGAGAGAACACUGUCGACUGUCUCAACACAGCAGAAACACUUUGAAAAGCAAAACAAAGAAUAUGAAAAGGAGAGAGACAGUCUGAGGCUAGAGGUGUUUAGACUAAACAAUUUGAGUGAGGAGUCGAAGCAGCAGAGCUCGGAGCUGUCAGAGCAGAUAAAGCUGAGUACGCAGGAGAAUGGAGCAAUGAGGCUGGAGGUGGAAGAUCUUCGCAAGAGACUUGAAAUAGCUGACCUCAUGUUGCAACAGUGCUCCAGUCAGUCAGAUCCCACCAGUGCCAACCAGCAGGUCCAGUUAUUGCUGGGAGAGAAGCAGCAGUUGGAGGCACACAAUCACCAGCUGAUGGAGUCAGUAGCCCAGCUGCAGAUAGAGAGGGACCGUUAUGCAGAGCAGAUCCAGGAGGAGGGCCGUGUAUGGAAAGACAAAACAGAACAGCUGCUAACACAGAUGUCUUUGGUUGCAGAGGAGAGGGACAGAAACAUCAGCCGAGUCCAAGAACUGGAAGCCAGCAUCACGGAGCUAAAAAAUGCUGCCGCGUUGUUGUCCCAGGAGAGAGAGGCGCUGGAUAUUGCAGAGCCCCAGUCCUCAGGGCCAUCAGAGAGUGAGGUGGCUCUGCAAGAGGCUCUCAACACACUACAGCAGGAGAAAGAUGCUCUUACUGCACAGUACCAGGCACAGCUGCGAGAUAACGAGCAGCUGAGCCGCCUGUGUGCGGAGCAGGAGACGCGUAUGGGCGAGAUGGAGCGGCAGGUGGAGAGCCAAACCCAGGAGGAGGAGGACCGCCGGCGCAUGCUGGAGGAGGUUCAGUCAGACAAGGCCACUAUUAGCCGUGCUCUCACCCAGAACCGCACACUGAAGGACCAGCUGGCUGAGCUACAGAAUGGUUUUGUCAAACUGACCAAUGAGAACAUGGAGCUGACCACUGCCAUCCAGUCAGAGCAACAUGUGAAAAAAGAGCUGGCUCGCAGGAUGGGUGAACUACAAGAGGAGCUGCAUAAUGUCAAAGAGCAGCUGGAACUGAAAGGUACGGAAACUCAGGGUCUGAUAGAGCAGAGGGACCAGGUCGUGGCCCACCUGCAGCAGUAUUGUGCUGGCUACCAGGCCCUGGCCUCGGAGAGGGAACAGAUCCAACACCAGUAUCUGCAGCAGCUUCAGCUGAUGGACCGGCUGCAGCACGAUGAAAGCCAGGGCCGCGUGCAACUGGAGAUCAGUCACAAUCAGCUCAAGCAGGCGCAGGAGCAUCUGGAGAUGUUGGUCAAAGACAACGAGCAGCUGAAGGCGGAGGUAAAGGAGCUGCUCAACAGCUCUGCUCUUGCUUCGUCACCCAGAGACCAAGGUGAUGGAGUGGAAAGCCAGUCCCUGCAGGAGAGCCAAGAGAAGUCUUCCUCCUUAGUUAUCCCAGAAGACUUUGAGAGCCAAAAGGAAAUGGAGGAGUUUAUCCGUGGAGCUCUGGCUCAGUUGGAGGCGGAGAGGGACGAGGCCAGAAGGCAACUGGAGGAGGAGCACAGGCUCCACAUGGCAGCCCGUCACCAGACCGCUCUGGCCCUCAGCCUUGAGCACCAACACCACAGCCACAAACCUGUUCAUGAUCAUCAUCACGAUCACGAUCACACUCAGGGCCAACACAGUCAUUGUGAACACAGUCACGAGCAUUCAGAAGGAGGAGUGCCUGUGGAAGUUCAUCAGGCCCUGCAAGCUGCCAUGGAGAAACUUCAGCAGCGUUUCACCUCCCUCAUGCAAGAGAAAGCUGACCUGAAGGAGAGGGUGGAGGAGCUGGAGCACCGCUGCAUCCAGCUGUCUGGAGAGACCGACACUAUAGGGGAGUACAUAGCGCUGUAUCAGAGUCAGCGGGCCAUCAUGAAGCAGAAACACCAGGAGAAGGAGCAGUACAUCAGCAUGCUGGCUCAGGACAAGGAGGAGAUGAAAGCGAAGCUGGCGGAGCUGCAGGAUCUAGUGAUGAGACUGGUGGCUGAGAGGAAUGACUGGUACAGCCGCUACACCGGAGCAGUUGCCGGCACUGGCACAGUGAACCCAGACCUACUUCCUGUUGGGGAGGAUCACACUCACCCUGAGCACCAAGCACACACACAUACAGAGCUCAGUGCUGCCAGUGGAGCAGAAACCAUGGAGGUCAUUCCUCUGUCAGAGCCCACCACAGACCUGGAAGCCUCCUCAUCCCAGACACUGUCGAGCGUGUCAGCCCAGACUGAUUCCAAGCCCCUGGCACCCAAAGAGGACGGCACUGCCCAGCAGAUCAUGCAGCUGCUCCAGGAGAUCCAGAACCCCCAGGGAGCACUAAGAUCACCCCCUUUCCUCGGAGAGAACCCCUGCAUCCCCUUCUUCUACCGGCCUGAUGAACAGGACGAAGUCAAGAUCCUGGUGGUGUGAGUGAGUUGUGUGUAUGACAGAUGCUGGUGUGUGUGCUUGUGUGUGUAUGAGAUAUUGGACAUGUCUUGAAGUCUGGGGAUUAUUAAACACAACAGUAUGUUUGUAGAUUAUUGAUCAUAUUCACAAACACUUCUAAAGUAACAUGACCCCCCGCAACAGUGGUCACAGACAUGUGAAUGUCUUUGACCCAGUUACAUUAAAAUGCCCCCUCUCUGUUCUGUGUGCUGGCACUAAUGUGUGCAUGGAUAAAAAGAGAGUAUUUUCUAUUUGUUGUUUUAAUGUUUUUUGUCUAUGAUGCUCUUCCCAGAGAGAUAAUCAGUAUUCCUUAACGCAAUCUGAUUACUCUUCUUACCACCAUUUUUAAUCCCCAUCCCUCUUUCAUCUCCCAUUUUACACAUAAGUGCAAUAAAGGGGUCGUAUAUUCUGUGCCCUUGCUGAUACAGUACUUCGAAGCUUUUGAAAAAUUAGCAGCCUGGUUGUGUGCAACUUCAUUUUAGUGCAAAUCUCAGUUUUACACAAUUCACUGUACAAAAUGCCAAAAAAAGAGCAUCACGUUUGAAUGUAAUAGUCCGAAUAUUUACCUGUGUGUUUGUGUAACGUGAGGAGAACUGAUGAUAGUGAAAGGUUGCACAAGGAGAGGAGAUGCAGAGCGAGAGGGAAGUUGAAGUCAGUUAAAGAGUGCACAUAAUAGCUUUUGAAUUGUAAGUGCUGUUUAAAGUCAAGAGCUGGCGAGUUACAUGAUGACGUUCAGGAAGACAGAGGCAGGUGUCGCAGAGUGGUACUGUUCCUAAAAUAACCUUUUCUCCACAUCAUCUUUUUUCCUCCAAACACUGAAAAUAAGUCUUAUGUUUGUACAGUGUGAAAUGUUAAUAUAUGUGAAAUGCUUGUGUUGUGAUGUCAAACAUCCUGUUAGACUGAGAGAAGUCACCGCCGUUAUGAAAAGGUCGGUUCUGAAGUCAUUUAGGGGAUAGAUGCAAUUUAAAGACCCCAUAAAGAAAAAAACAUAAUUUCUCAACUGUUGCUAAAACAUCUUCAAAGUUAAAUUCAUCUAAAUAAUAAGAGGAGAAGUAGGAGUAAUAGAAGUUGCUAUCCGCAUCAUGUUUAUCUGCAAAUUGUUUUACUUUUGCUUUACCAUUACCAUAAUAAAUACUAAGGUGCAGUAACUUGGAGGAAGUUACAGAGAAGUUAAAAUCUCAAAAUCUUCACUCAUAAUUCAUCUUUCAUUGCGUAAUAUUCUAUAAAUAGUUGCUCUAAGGUAUUUCACUGUCCCGUAGACUGUAUAUUAAGAUGGACAACACAUCUCCUCUUACAAAAUGAAGCCAGAAUAUCCUAGAUCUUGCGUAGGUGACUUCAUUUGGAGCCAGAAUCUGCACAGUCACGAUCCAGCGGUAUCAAGUUCCUGCCCAUACUCCUGUUGGACCACUUGAGAGCAGCGCCAUGUAUUGUGAGCAUGCCAGUUGGCACACACAGCUGUCAGUCAUAAUCACAAAGUCCCUUUUUAUAGCAUCAAAUAACAAAUUAUAACCAAACCCAAACUUUACAAAUGUUAUUGGACUGAAUGGAUCGAAUCUCGAUAGUGAAUAUAAUGAUUUUGCAGGGGCUGUGUCACUCAAAAGAAAUGUAUCCAUUGAUUUACAGAUGUCUCUUUCCCUAAUACAUAUCCACAGGAAAAAGUAUUUAGGGCCCCAUGGCAUCACAUGAUGGACCCAGACGGUGUAAUUCCACUUGUGGCCACUAUGUGAAAUAAACUAACCCAGCAAUCUUCCUCGGGGGUGGAAGUUAUGACCUAUACUGCAGCUAGCCACCAGGGGGCAGUCGAGAUGUUUUAGCUUCACUUUUGUUGAGCUCUCGUGUAGUCCAUUUUUAUAUGCUGUCUAUGGGCAGGCCUCAUCACAAAAUCAGUCCACACUUGUCAUUUAAGUCAUGAAAACGUAAUUUUUUCCUCAUCUCUGCUCAUCCACAACUGAGCCAUAACAUCUAUCCCAUGGGGUCUUUAAGUCUCUAAGCACAUCGACACUAUUCAUAAGAGCCUGGUCUUUUCUGUUACGUUUGCUUGUAGUUUCACAUAUCAAAGAUGAAUUAAUGCACAUCCUUUACAACUGGACUGUGUGAGUGAUGCGUGAGUGUGUGUAUAUUUCCAGCUGUUUCCUCGUCAGCUGAAGUUGCAUCUGUUGUUCCUUUUUGUAGAGUUCUAUCAGAUUAUAUAAGUAUGAUUGCACUAAAACUGUAAAAAGCUUCUCAUUCAGCUCUGUCCUCUGUGGCUGUUUAGACCGUUUCUGCCACAGAGCCAAUUAGCUGGUUUAAUAAUAUCUGCAGAGGAAAAAAAGGGGGAAUCCGAUGAAGCGACACUCUUAAGCUGAGGGUUCCAGUUGAAGCGUAUGAAUUUAAUUGAAGGUGUGUGAGUGUGUGUGCAGUGUUGCGCUCGAAGGAUGAAUUGUAAAUAUGAGUGAAAGCUGGUGAAAUUAAUGAGACUGCUCACUUCCAGAGGUUGUAAUGUUAAUCCCAAAAGUAUGGGACCAAUCAGAACUUGAGGAAACUUUCCAAAGCAAGUCAAAUUUGUUCAUAUUUUCUAACUCUUGUAUUGGCAACACUGAGUGAAUCUUUGGGCAUUGGAAACAAGAACUAAAGUAGUAGUUUUCCCAACAUGAGGAGCAACUCAUCGCAGGCGUCUAGCUUUAAGGGAGAGAUGCUCAUGUUCACAAAUGUAGAGGUUGAUUUCUUCACCAUUGAGGUCUUUCCCUUUGCAACUAAUAACCAAGAGCUACGCUAUCACAGCUUUUUUUAUAUAUAUAUAUAUAUUUCAGGUCAAAUCAUGGCAAAGGUCUCAGGUUUUUAAGAGUCUUUCCAUGAUUUUAUUAUGCAAAGACCUGAGCAUUUCACCGCAAGUCAUCCAAAAAUCCCAUUUUUGGAGGCAUUUCUUUCCUCUUAUUUGGAUUAAAUUUAAGAUCCUCCCUGUUGUGUUUAUUUUUAGGUAGAGGACACAUUUGUUUUGUUAUUAAAUUGCACAUUUGAUAUUUAUCACUUAAAGUAACAGGACAGAAAGCGUUGUUGCAAGUUUUUGUAUUUUAAGCCAAUUAUAGAAAGCUAUAUCUAAUACGUGAAGGCCAUAUGUUCUUUUUACAGGCAACAUGAACAGCUUGGCGACUACCCUAAACCACAGCACUUUGUUAGUAGCAGGUGGUUUUUGAAUAAAUUCACUGAAUCAUUCUUGAUUUUAAGAAAUUCCUCUGUCACUUUUUGGUUUCCUUUGCCACAAAAUAUGAUUCUUUCUUUUCUUUUAGUGUUGUUUCGGGGCUUGUAAAAUAAAACAAUGUGGAUAAAAUUACUCCCACGAUCUCUAAUUCACUGUUAAAUUUGCCAUGCGUGAUUGAAACAAAUAGCAAUGAGGAAGCAUUUAUUGUCUUUACUGUAAAAGAGGUGGUGUAUAUACUGUAACUGUGUAACAUAUUGUAUAUUCAUUAUGCCUGGUGUGUGGGGGAAGUGCUGCUCUGCCGUGUUUACUGGCAGCGUGGACGGUGUGUCUGGAAGUUAGUUCGGAGUCGGGGCGUAGGCGGUUACUGACUGGCUGUGAUUUAAUACAAAGAUUGACUAAAAAAAGAGAAAAUAUUCUAUUUAUUUGGAAUAAGUUAGUAUCUCAACUAAUCAGUUUUAAUGUAAAAUAGAAGUGACUGUUGGCUGGAAAUGAAGGAUCAUCUAGAGAACUGAUUUUGUUCGAGGGCUGCUUCUGACAGAAGCUUUCUGAUUUUUUUUUUCCUUGAGUAAUAUUUUCUCCCCUUCUCCUGAAUAAAACUGAUUGAGCAACUUGAA
Molecule: messenger RNA, 7152 nt
Organism: Plectropomus leopardus (leopard coralgrouper)
Lineage: Eukaryota; Metazoa; Chordata; Actinopteri; Perciformes; Serranidae
Gene: golga2
Product: golgin A2
Biological process (GO): Golgi organization
Cellular component (GO): cis-Golgi network; Golgi cisterna membrane; Golgi cis cisterna
Molecular function (GO): protein binding
Source: RefSeq, a predicted model, not a curated record